AUGAGCGCGGCAAAAGAGUUGCCAUCGUCAUCAGCGCCAGGAUCAAGAGCCACCGAGGAACUCGAGGUUAGCAUACGUCCUACAAGCUCAAGCGUCGCAGCCGACACACGCGUACUUGUACGCGCAGAUGCCCUGAAACGCAGCGGUAUACCCACAGGCGCCUAUGUCGUGGUCCUCCAGGCACAAACGCGCAAGUCGCUUUGCGCCGGUACGGUAUGGCCAGAUUUUGACGAGGAAAAUAGCCGAGGAGCAUCACUUUGCCCUUUGCUCGUUGACGCGUCUGAAGCGCGCGGGCGUGUGAUUGUCCAAGCCGUACAUGCAGCUCCCGCGAUGGCGCGUAUUGGCAUUCGUCUUGAGAGUGAGUUGGAGCCACCUAUGCAUAUGGAAUUAGUACGCGCACUUCUUUUGCACACGCUCGUGGAUGCGGGAGCUGUUUUACUGGGGAGCGUGCUACGUAUGUCACUUUUGGGCCAGACCUUUCUCGCGCAUGUGAUGGAUCCUUCGCAAGGCGCCAGCACAAGCGGACAGGUCGUUAUUGUUACGCGUGAUACAAAAAUUGAGCUUGAAAUACGGCCUGAGACUGCUGACACAUAUCCUGAUGCACUCGUAGAUGCAUCUGCAUACCAGGCAUUGGGCGGCUUAGAUGCACAGAUUGCGACGAUCCGCACACUUGUCGAGCUUCCGCUCACGCAGCCACACCUGUUUGAGCAAUAUGGCCUCACGCCGCCACGGGGUGUGCUUUUGUAUGGUCCUCCUGGUACAGGCAAGACGUCACUUGCGCGAACAGUGGCUUUGUCGCUGCAGGCACAUGUCCAGACGAUCAAUGGGCCUGAGCUCUCGUCUGUGUACCAUGGGGAGACAGAGUCGAAACUCCGCUCGAUCUUUGAGAACGCUGCAUCACACAAGCGAAGCAUAAUUAUCCUGGAUGAAAUUGAUGCGUUAGCGCCGCGGCGAGAUGCAAGUGCCGCCGUUCAUGCCGAGGGCGCAGGAGAAGUCGAGCGUCGUGUAGUCGCUACACUCCUGACACUGCUCGAUGGCAUGGCAUCGACGCAUGUGGUUGUGAUAGCUGCGACAAAUCGGCCCAGCGCCAUCGAUCCGGCGCUCCGACGGCCGGGACGUCUUGAUCGAGAGAUUGAAAUCGGCGUACCUGAUGCUCCUGCACGCCAAGCGAUUCUCCAGGUGCUUCUUAGACGUGUUCCUCACUCGUUGCGUGACGAGGACGUGGCUAAUCUUGCGGCACGGACGCAUGGAUACGUUGGUGCCGAUCUCGCGGCGCUUGUGCGUGAGGCGGGAAUGCUGACAAUCACGCGGCGCAUUCACAAACCUGUGCAUGAGUCGCUGGCUUCUUUGUCACUCUCGCAUGAUGCCGAAAAAGUGGCGAUGCCCGACUUUCACGCUGCGCAAAAUAUUGUGCGUCCCUCUGCCAUGCGGGAAGUGUUUGUUGAAACGCCCAAGGUCACAUGGGACAGUAUAGCCGACGAUGAAAACGACAGCCUGAGCAUCAAGCGACAGAUUCAAGAGUGUGUGGAAUGGCCGCUUACCCACGCAGCGUCAUUUGCGCGCCUUGGCAUCGAUCCGCCUCGUGGCGCUCUGCUAUAUGGCCCACCAGGCUGCAGUAAAACAUUGACGGCCAAAGCACUCGCUCGCGAGAGUGGACUGAACUUCUUGGCCGUUCGUGGGCCCGAGCUCGUGAGCAAGUAUGUGGGUGAUUCUGAGCGUGCGAUCCGCGAAGUGUUUCGGCGCGCACGGACAGCAGCACCAUCGAUUGUCUUUUUUGAUGAGCUGGAUGCGAUCUCGGGCAUACGUGGCACGGAUACGAGCGCGGGAUCCAGUGACCGGAUGGUGGCGAGUUUGCUUACGGAGAUGGAUGGCAUUGAUGCCGAAAGUCAUGUCGUCGUUGUGGCCGCAACGAAUCGGCCAGAUUGCAUUGACCCAGCACUACUUCGUCCAGGCCGCAUUGAUCGUCUCUUAUAUGUCGGCCCGCCUAGUACCACUGUGAGGGAACGUAUCCUGCAAAUGCGUACAAGACGCAUGCCAAUAGACGAGGGCGUUGACUUGCAAGCCAUUGCCGAGCUAGCUGCGGGAUGCUCCGGAGCUGAGGUCGUGGCUAUUUGCCAGGAGGCUGGCCUUCGUGCUAUGAAAGAAGAUGUCGCAUGCACAAAAAUAGCACAUCGCCACUUUGAAGAAGCUGCACGUACGAUGCAAAGACGCAUCACGCCUGCGAUGCUCUUGCACUAUGAGCAAUGGCGCCAUCGAAUGUUAUCCACAGUGUCGUAG
Malassezia globosa CBS 7966 is the source of this 2277-nucleotide messenger RNA. RefSeq lists its product as uncharacterized. Gene Ontology annotation, cellular component: cytoplasm. Bases 1 to 2277 code for a protein of 758 amino acids. The transcript has a single exon. The record is from RefSeq and is a predicted model, not a curated record. Gene Ontology annotation, molecular function: ATP hydrolysis activity; ATP binding. NCBI's taxonomy places the organism in Eukaryota, Fungi, Basidiomycota, Malasseziomycetes, Malasseziales, Malasseziaceae.